Molecule: messenger RNA, 1560 nt
Organism: Orycteropus afer afer
Lineage: Eukaryota; Metazoa; Chordata; Mammalia; Tubulidentata; Orycteropodidae
Gene: KATNAL2
Product: katanin catalytic subunit A1 like 2
Exons: 15
Coding region: 1-1560 (519 amino acids)
Molecular function (GO): protein binding; ATP hydrolysis activity; ATP binding
Source: RefSeq, a predicted model, not a curated record
AUGAGGACAGAGGCACGACGGAAGAAUCUUCUCAUUUUGAUUUUGCAUUACUUAACACAAGAAGGAUAUAUCGACGCGGCCAAUGCUUUGGAGCAAGAAACCAAACUGGGGUUACAACGCUUUGAAGUUUGUGACAACAUUGAUCUUGAAACUAUUUUGAUGGAAUAUGAAAGCUAUUAUUUUGUGAAAUUUCAGAAAUACCCCAAAAUUGUCAAAAAGGCAUCAGACACAGCAGAAAAUAAUUUACCACAAAGAAGUGGAGGGAAGACCAGAAGGAUAACAAGUGACAAUUGUCAAAAUCUCCCCAAGAUCAAUCAGCAGAAGUCACGGCCCAAAACCACAGUGGGGAGGGCAGGGGACAUCAAAUCUCUCAAUAAGGACCAUCCCAAACAGGAGAUUGUCAAUAACACUCACACAGAGAGUGCUGACUUUGGCUUAAAUAUCUCAGGAAUCAGCAAAGGUAGUGGAGAAGGAAAUGCCCACCCACGAAAGGGCCAAGUCAUUGACUUCCGAGGGCUGCUCACAGAUGCUAUCAAAGGAGCAACUAGCGAACUAGCCUUGAACAGCUUCGAUUGUAACCCAGACCCCUCAGAACGGUUGCUGAAACCUCUGAGUGCAUUUAUUGGCAUGAACAGUGAGAUGCGAGAGUUGGCAGCCGUGGUGAGCCGGGACAUUUAUCUCCAUAAUCCAAACAUAAAGUGGAAUGACAUUAUUGGACUCGACGCAGCCAAGCAGUUAGUCAAAGAAGCUGUUGUGUACCCUAUAAGGUACCCACAGUUGUUUACUGGGAUUCUUUCCCCCUGGAAAGGACUGUUGCUUUAUGGCCCUCCAGGAACAGGAAAGACUUUAUUGGCCAAAGCUGUGGCUACUGAAUGUAAAACAACCUUCUUUAAUAUUUCUGCAUCUACCAUUGUCAGCAAAUGGAGAGGGGAUUCAGAAAAACUUGUUCGGGUAUUAUUUGAACUUGCCCGCUAUCAUGCCCCCUCCACAAUUUUCCUGGACGAGCUGGAGUCGGUGAUGAGUCAGAGAGGCAUGGCUCCUGGGGGAGAACAUGAGGGGAGCCUUCGGAUGAAGACAGAGCUACUGGUGCAGAUGGAUGGGCUGGCUCGCUCCGAAGAUCUCGUGUUUGUCUUAGCAGCCUCUAACCUGCCAUGGGAGCUGGAUUGUGCCAUGUUACGGCGCCUAGAGAAGAGGAUUCUGGUCGACCUUCCCAGCCAGGAGGCCCGGCAGGCCAUGAUCCACUACUGGCUGCCCCCUGUGAGCAAGAGCCAAGCCCUGGAGCUGCGGACGGAGCUGGAGUAUGGACUGCUGAGCCAGGAGACUGAGGGCUACUCGGGCUCAGAUAUUAAGCUUGUCUGCAGGGAGGCAGCCAUGCGGCCUGUGAGGAAAAUCUUCAAUACCCUUGAAAGUCACCAGUCAGAGAGCACCAGUCUACCUGCCAUCCAGCUGGAUACAGUGACCACUGCCGAUUUUUUGGAUGUGCUGGCCCAUACCAAGCCUUCAGCAAAGAAUCUGACUCAGAGAUACUCAGCCUGGCAAAGAGACUUUGAGUCUGUUUGA